Molecule: messenger RNA, 1086 nt
Organism: Vitis vinifera (wine grape)
Lineage: Eukaryota; Viridiplantae; Streptophyta; Magnoliopsida; Vitales; Vitaceae
Exons: 1
Coding region: 505-951 (148 amino acids)
Source: RefSeq, a predicted model, not a curated record
UUCAGAUCUCAUCGUUAAAUUUUCUGGUAACUUUCUAGAUUCGUGCAUGAUCUCUUGAUGAAUCAAAUACCACACAGUACGAGAGACUGUUUUAUUCUAAUGUAUUUCCAAUUAAUUAUACUUCUUUUUUCUAACCAUUCUAUUCGAUCAAAUCAACCAUCAAUCAUGGGGUUUUCUUUAUACCUUCCCACCCACUUCUCGGAAUUCUUAAAUCCCCGAAAUAUAAUUUAGAAAAGACUAAGCCAGAUGUCAGUUUCUGGGCGGGCGCAGCUGCCCGGAAUUAACUCUCAGGAAAACGCGCAAAAGGAUAGGUGUCUCUGUUACACAACACGGUUUGCCCACAUUCCUUAUCUCCUAAGUUUCGGUUCAUGAACCCUAGGCCCUGAGUCACAUGCCUACCACCACCCCUUUUUUCUAAUAUAUAUAUAUAGUAUACUUUAGAUGGGAUCAAGAUGCAUGAGAUAAUUAAUACCAUCUCUCAAUUAUUCUCCAACUUCUAGUUCAAUGGAAUCAUCUUGCCUUUGUUCAACUGCUCUCCCUCUUGGCCCAUUUUCGAAGUUCCGGGGAGGGGAUGAUUGCGGGAAGAAGAGAGGCUCCACGACAAGAGUUUCUGCGUGGAGAAGAUCUGACCACCAAAAUCAUGGGGGUCGGCUAGUGGAUGAAAAUUUGAUUGUUCUUAGGAAGCGAAUUCACGAGAUGAAGAUGGUGGAGAGGAACUAUGAACCGCCGGAGGAUUGGAUGGAAUGGGAGAAGCAGUUCUACACUAGUUACGAUGCGUUUAUAUGUGAUGCAAUGGGGUUGUUGCAGUCCCAGUUGAUGAAUACCAGGCCCAGCUUGGUUCUUGGGAUGUUGGCUAUGAUCACACUCAGCGUCCCAACCUCCGCUGCUCUCAUCCUCGGCCAUUUUGUGGAGAUCACCAAGUGGGUCUUUGCCGGGAUUCAUCUGAAUUAGCGGCGUAUAUACAGAGCCAAAACUGAAUCAUUUGAUUACGUUUUUGUUUACACUUUUCUUCUACUUUUAUCUGGAUCUGAAUUUUGUAUCCAUUAACUAAUAUUAGGAUCUUUAAUGACACUUUUUUUUUCCUAA